AUGUCAACUACGCAUCACCCGGAUCCAAACAAAACCGACAUGGCCGCCAGGCUAUCGUUCGUGAGCAACUCGCAGCCCAAGGACAUCGAGGAUGGCAACCACUACACGACGGUCAAGACUCCCGACCCAAUGGCGAUUGAAGGCGGAGCGCUACGUGAAGGUGGCGCUCCCGACCUCAAGAGCAAGGACAGUCUCGGUCUUCUCGUCCAGUACGCCGCCAUCGGUCUCAACUAUGGCGUGUUGCCGGCCACGAUCUACCCGUUCCUGCAAAACUACCUGAACGCGUCCGGUACUCAAGUGACGACGGCGCAGACACUGGUGGUGCUACCGUGGACCUUCAAGUGCUUCUACGGUAUCCUGUCGGACUGUGUACCACUGUGGGGAUACCGUCGCCGUCCGUGGAUGGUAAUUGGAUGGCUUAUCUGCUUGCUCGCGCUGGUCAUCAUGGCCUGUAUGCCCGAGGGAGACCCGUACUACACGGUGUCGUCCGACCGCGACAUCAAACCGGCUGAAUACACGGACGAGAUCCGGGCACGCAUCAACUUCGACGCGUCUUCGCAAGCUGGCAAGUACGUCAUGCUCAUGUUCCUCGCUGCUGUAGGCUACGUGCUGUCGGACGUGUGCGCCGACAGUAUCGUGGUGGACUUCGCGCAGCGUGAGCCGAUCGAGACCCGUGGCAAGACCCAGUCCGCCAUAUACGCCGUGCGUACCGUGUUCGUCAUCAUCGGCCAGUUGCUCACCGGUUUCUGCUUCAACGGCGACCAAUACGGCGGCGACUUCGAUUUUUCCAUCACUUUCCCGCAGCUCAUGAUCAUCCUCGCCGUGCUGACGGUACCGGUCAUUCCGAUGACCUGGUUCUUCAUCAAGGAGGAGAAGAAGCCGCGCAUGAACCUCAAGAACUACAUGGUUGAGCUUUGGGAGCUCGUUCAGAAGCGUGUCAUGUAUCAAGUCAUCUUCUUCACCUUCUUCCAGGGAAUGUUCUCGACCAUCUCGUACACGGCCAGCUCCCCCGUACAGUCGUACAUGGUGGGUGUUACGCCGAUUAACAGUACUAUCAGUGAGAUCAUUGGUAACGUAUGCUUCUUUACGGGUAUCAUGGUCACGUCCAAGUGGGGUCUCCACUGGAGUUGGCGCUGGAUGAUCCUCUUCACGGGCGCCUUUGUGAUGAUCGUCGACGGUAUCACGACCUUCAUCACGAUCUGGAACGUGUUCCGAAGCCAGUGGUUCUGGCUCGGAUUGCCUAUGGCGGUGCAACUCCCGUACGGUGUUGGCUUCAUGAUUUCUUCCUUCGUCAUCGUCGAGUUGUCGGGUAUCGGCAACGAGGGCGUCGUGUACGGUCUCAUCACGAUGGUUUCCAACCUCGCGACGCCGUUUGCGACAGCCAUGACGCUGGUGAUCGACCAGCCGUUUGACUUGACUACGGAGCGUAUCCAGGAGGACGACAAGUCCAUCCGCACGGACAUCACGUAUGCCGUGAUCAUCAUGUAUGGCAUGACGGCCUUCUCGUGGGUCUUCCUGGUUUUCCUGCCUCGUCAGAAGGAAGAGACGCAGGAACUGCUACGUACGGGUGGCAGUAGCAAGAUUUUCGGCGUGCUCACGGUGGCCUACCUCACGUUCGCGUUUGUGUGGUCGCUCAUGACCAACAUCAUGGCCAUGUUCGAAAGCACGUCGUGUCUGAUGAUCGCUGGAGGUAGCGGCUGUUAAAUGUGCUUCUCUGCUAGUUUGAUUCACUACAUCUGCGUAGUACUUGUUUGACAUCUUUGCGUAUUGGAGUCGUACGAAUGAAGGCGGCGGAAUAGUGCACAGCUUUGUUUCAUAGUA
Messenger RNA from Phytophthora infestans T30-4, 1821 nucleotides. RefSeq names its product folate-Biopterin Transporter (FBT) family. NCBI's taxonomy places the organism in Eukaryota, Oomycota, Peronosporomycetes, Peronosporales, Peronosporaceae. The coding region runs from base 1 to 1704 and encodes 567 amino acids. The transcript has a single exon. The record is from RefSeq and is a predicted model, not a curated record.